Messenger RNA from Lynx canadensis (Canada lynx), 3214 nucleotides. RefSeq names its product signal regulatory protein alpha (gene SIRPA). Gene Ontology annotation, cellular component: plasma membrane. NCBI's taxonomy places the organism in Eukaryota, Metazoa, Chordata, Mammalia, Carnivora, Felidae. Gene Ontology annotation, biological process: positive regulation of T cell activation; positive regulation of phagocytosis. The record is from RefSeq and is a predicted model, not a curated record. Bases 105 to 1628 code for a protein of 507 amino acids. The transcript has 9 exons.
GAAAAACAAGUUUGCGCAAAGUGGAGCGGGGGCCCCGGCCUCUGGGCAGCCCCGGCGGCGCUCCCACCGCCUCCCAGCCGUCGCCGGCGGCGCAGCCGCGGCCCAUGGAGCCCGCCGGCCCGGCCCCCGGCCGCCUCGGGCCGCUGCUCUGCCUGCUGCUCGCCGCGUCCUGCGUCUGGGCAGGUGUGGCAGGUGAAACAGAACUGCAGGUGAUCCAGCCCGAGAAGUCGGUGUCUGUGGCGGCCGGACAGACGGCCACUCUUCACUGCACCCUGACCUCCCUGCAGCCCUCUGGGAAGGUCGAGUGGUUCAGGGGCACAGGGCCAGGCCGGGAGUUAAUCUUCAGUUUCAGAGGAGACCCUCACUCCCCUCGAGUAACAAAUGUUUCAGACGCCACAAGGAGAAACAACAUGGACUUUUCCAUCCGCAUCAGUAACAUCACCCCAGCAGACACGGGAACCUACUACUGUGUGAAGUUCCAGAAAGGGAACCCCGAUGUGGAGUUUAAGUCUGGACCAGGCACCCAGGUCACCGUGAGCGCCAAACCCUCUCCCCCCGUGGUGUCGGGUCCCACGGCCAGGGCCACACCUGAGCAGACUGUGAGCUUCACCUGCGAGUCCCACGGCUUCUCCCCCAGAAACGUCACCCUGAAAUGGUUCAAAAACGGGAAUGAGCUGGCAGCCUCCCAGACCACCGUGGACCCAGAGGGAGACAGCGCUUCCUACAGCAUCUCCAGCACAACCACGCUGCCGCUGGCCCCGGGGGACGUUCGCUCCCAGGUCAUCUGCGAGGUGGCCCACGUGACCCUGCAGGGGGGCCCUCCUCUUCGUGGGACUGCCAACUUGUCCGAGACCCUCCGAGUUCCACCCACCUUGGAGGUUGCCCAGCAACCCGUGACAGGGGACCAGGUGAAGGUCAUUUGCCAAGUGAAGAAGUUCUACCCCCAGCACCUACAGUUGACCUGGUUGGAGAACGGAAACGUGUCCCGAACAGAGACGGCCUCGACGGCCUCGACGGCCUCGAACCUCAUAGAGAACAAGGAUGGGACCUUUAACUGGACGAGCUGGCUCCUGGUGAAUUUAUCCGCCCACAGGGAAGAUGUGGUUUUCACCUGCCAGGUGCAGCAUGACGGGCAGCCCGCGGUCACCAAAAACCAUACCCUUGUGGUCUCUGCCCACCAGAAGGACCAGGAAACGCAUACGACCCAGGACAAAAAUGAAAGCCAGACCAUCUUCAUUGUGGUGGGCGUGGUUUGUGCCCUGCUGGUGACUCUCGUGAUCGCAGCCCUCUACCUCCUCCGAAUCCGACAGAAGAAAGCCAAGGGCUCCACUUCUUCUACGAGGUUGCAUGAGCCCGAGAAGAAUACCAGAGAAAUAACCCAGCCAGGAGAAGGUCACCACCUCCUUGACCCAGGGCACCCAACACACAACUCCAGGGGGCACCGCUCACAGUUUGUUCACCGAUCGCCUCAUGCAAGGGCAUGCUCCCUUUCUGGCACUUUCUCCGCAGCACUGCCGGGGCGAUUUCACGGGCAGCGUGGUUGGCCUGAUUCCGAGAGACCUCGCCCUGCUUCUCACGGGCUGACGCUGUCAGACCUUGGAGGCCGAGGGUUCCUCUGCCUCUUGUGAUGAGACAAGCCCUGCCCUGAACCCGCGAGGAGAGAGCACCAGCUGUCCUUGACAUUUCCCGGGGUGUUGUCAUCGUUUCAGAUGCAAUCUGUUGCACAGAGUCGGGCUGCUGAGAGGCACGGUCUUUGUAAAGCCCCAACUGUGGCCUGCUCUCCCCACCCGGGACAGCCCCCGCCCCCGGCGGCCCCGGGCACAAGCCCGAGGGGUAAUUACAAAGCGCGGCCUUCUCCCCAGUCAUUGUUACCUCUGGACUUCUCUCUGGAACUUUCAGGGGAAAGGAUGAUGGUGAGAGGUGGUCACUAAAACCUGCACUGAAUUCGCAGCCGGCCACGACUUCCUGAGCACCUACUAUGUGCCAGGCCCUGGGCAGUGACCAAGGCAGCCACAGCCCGGCCCUCACGGAGCUUCUUACAGCCUUGUGUCUCGAAUCCCCAGUGCUAGGUGCCGGCCCCUGCCAGGGAGGAACUUUAAUGCUGUUGCUGUGGGUUUCCCAGAGAGAAGUGAGUGAGUGUGCAAGGCUCGGGACAGAGGGGGCCGUGCGGUGAGACCACAGCUGUCGGGUCCAACAGACUCUGGAUCCUUUGCAGCUGUGUGACUUGAACCAAAUUGUUUAACCUCUCUGGGCUUCAGUUUCUUCACUUGUAAAGCGGGGGAGGGGGCUCCUAGCGACGGGCUGAGAUAGGGCCUCGGUAAGACGAUCCCCGCGAUGGCGCCGAGCCGGUAAGCCUGGGGGAGCUGCGCUCUGUGGUGCUUACUGAGCACCAGCGAGGAGCCGUGGUGGUGUUCCCCCCGCCCCCUUCUACAGGAGAGGUGCUGGGCACGGAAGAAGCAAAGUUUGCAAUUCCUGAUGAGUAAUUUGAAGGCAGCCGUUGUGAGCGAUAAGAUUAGCACGCGGGAGAUGUUCAGAUUUGCCAGGCGGUUGAUGAUUGCUAGCAUUUAUCGGACACACGGGUUCCCUCGAUGUGUGCCAGGCUCUGUUCUGUGCGCUUUACCUGGGCGAUCAUGUCUGAGCCUCACAGGGACCCUGGAAACAGACACUAUCCCAGCCCCGCCUUACAGAUGGGGAAACCGAGGCCCAGAGAGGUUUAAGUGGAUUGCCCCAAGGACCUCAGCUAGACGGAGCAGGAGAAGGAUUGAAACCCCAGGCUCCUUACUUCACCUGCUACCUGGGCUCUCGUUCUCGCAUGCCCCUGUUCCCAGUCUCCCAGACCCCAGCUGCACCCUGAGUGAGGCUGAAAUUGCCAUCCAUUCUUUGGUUCGUUCACUCAUUCCACACCGAUGGGGCUUCUUCAAUGCCAGCCUUGGGUUCUGCAUUAUAACAAAUAACCUAGUGAAGGCGUGUUGAAUAAACCAGUAAACGGAUGAGUAUCUCCACCCACUGGAGGUCGGCACCUACUCAGACCCCCAGACAGAGUCGGUCCUGGGUGGUGGGUGCUGUCAUGGAGAGACACGGCUUGAGGAAGCACAGAGAGGAACCCUAGAGCCAGCUGAGGGGAGGGUGGUCUUAGGUUGAAGUGAUGCAUGUGCUAAAAGGCACAAGGUGGACGGGGUUUCGUUACGAGGAGAAGGGGAAUGGACAGCAGGCA